Messenger RNA from Balaenoptera acutorostrata (minke whale), 708 nucleotides. RefSeq names its product THO complex subunit 7 homolog. Gene Ontology annotation, cellular component: THO complex part of transcription export complex. The record is from RefSeq and is a predicted model, not a curated record. Bases 1 to 615 code for a protein of 204 amino acids. NCBI's taxonomy places the organism in Eukaryota, Metazoa, Chordata, Mammalia, Artiodactyla, Balaenopteridae. Gene Ontology annotation, biological process: mRNA export from nucleus; mRNA processing. The transcript has a single exon.
AUGGACGCCCUGACUGACUACGAAGUCAUACGGAAGCGUAUCCUGAUUGAUGGAGAUGGCGCUGGAGAUGAUCAGAGAAUUAAUCAACUAGUGAGACGUUUCAUUAAAUGGUGCAACUCUGGAUCCCAGGAAGAGGGAUACAGCCAGUACCAACAUAUGCUGAUCACACUGUACCAAUGUGAACUUUCAAUGGGCAAAGCUUCAAUGAUGUAUGAUAUGAAUCUCAGAGAAGUGGAAAAUUAUGAAAAAACUUACAAAGAAAUAGAAUGUAGCAUUGCUGGAGCACAUGAAAAAAUUGCUGAGUGCAAAAAGCAAAUUCUUGAAGCAAAACGAAUACGAAAAAACCGCGAAGAAUAUGAUGCAUUGGCAAAAGUGAUCCAGCGUCAUCCAGACAGGCAUGAGACAUUAAAGGAACUAGAGGCUCUGGGAAAAGAACUAGAGCAUCUUUCACAUAUUAAAGAAAGUGUUGACGAUAAGCUAGAAUUGAGAAGGAAACAGUUUCAUGUUCUUCAUAGUGUCCUCCAUGAACUUCAGCAAACACUGGAAAAUGAUGAAAAGCUCUCAGAGGUAGAAGAAGCUCAAGAAACAAGCAUGGAAACUGAUCCUAAACCAUAGACCAACUAAUCACUCACCAUUCCCAAGAAUAUUGAAGUAGCAACAUGAUCUUAGUGUGUUCAGAAUUUGUUGUGCUCUUGAGACAUUUAAAGU